Molecule: messenger RNA, 1019 nt
Organism: Asparagus officinalis (garden asparagus)
Lineage: Eukaryota; Viridiplantae; Streptophyta; Magnoliopsida; Asparagales; Asparagaceae
Exons: 1
Coding region: 221-769 (182 amino acids)
Source: RefSeq, a predicted model, not a curated record
CAAGUAUCCUUCCAUGUCAAAACAACAACUAAUUUCUCCACCCUCAAUCUCAAUACAUUUCUAUCAUCAAAAACACACGUACGUGUACUCUCUCUAAUCUCAGUGUUUUGUUUCUCUUGUAGAAACAUACACAUCUCCCUCUCUCUCUCUCUCUCUAACCUUAGUUUUUCGCCUUAUUUUCCUUCGGUUCGAUCUCUUCUUGUAACCGAGCCCUUCAAAGAUGAAGAGCAAAGCUUCCACUUUCCUUAAGGACGUUUUCUCCGUCAUCACUAGCAUAGUGAAGGCCAAGGCUAUGGCGGUGAAGAACAAGACCAGCUCCAUCAAGACCAGGCUCCUCGUGCUCGGCCUACUCAGGAACAAGAAGGUUCUGAUGAGCGCAAUCUCACACAAAAUCCACGCGCUUAUGGGCAAAGAGGGAGGAGGAGGUGGGCACCAAAACGACGAGGAUAACAGCCGGGCCAUUGUCUUGUACAAUGCAGAUAGGAACCUGCAGGAUUAUACCGAGACCGUGGAGGAGGAGGAAGACGACGGCUAUCCUGACCUGAGGCACUCGUUAUUCGAUCUGGAUGACGACGAUGAGAUUGGUGAUGGCACUGGAUCGGCGAUAGACUUUGUGAAGAGCUCUCGAGAGGACGGAGCAGACUUCAGCCUCGAAGACGAGAUCGACCUCGUGGCUGAUGUUUUUAUAAGGAGGUUCCAUAGACAGAUGAAGAUGCAGAAGCUCGAGUCUUUCAAGAGGUACAGAGAGAUGCUAGAGAGGAGUGUUUAAGAUUUGCGGGUUGGGAGCUUGAUCGAGGUGAUCAAUAAGAUCAUGUUUAUUAGGUUUUAGGGUUUUAUGUUCUAUGUUUUCUAUAGAGCAAAAGAUAAUUAAAAAAAACAAAAAAAAAGGUGACGUCGCUGCAUUUGUCUUAGAGGAAUGCACAGUAGAGGAUCUCAUCCUGAUUCUUGGGUGAUAAAUUUGUAUGUAUUUUCACUGAAAAUGUAAUUGCCUGGAAGUAUGUUCCCAAAAGUUACAUGUU